AUGGCUCCUAUUAACGCGAAUGACAUUAAUGAUGCCAAGGCCUUCGUACCAGCUAAGAAAGUUUUGCCAGAAGUUGAAACAGAGGCAGCUAAUGGAAAUGGGAACUCAUCAAAAGGAUAUUCUUACGAGACUCUACUGGAGAUAGCGAAUUUCUUGCUGUCUCGCAUCUCCGUGAAACCGCACAUCGGCAUUAUUUGCGGCUCUGGGAUGGGUUCGUAUUGGAAAGAGGGAUCUUUGGCUGAAAGUAUCACAGAAUCAGAAUCUAUCUCGUACGAAGACAUCCCCAACUUCCCAGUGAGCACAGUGGAGGGUCACCAUGGCAAGCUGGUCUUCGGCAAGAUCAGUGGAGUGCCUGUGGUGGCCAUGCAGGGACGGUUCCACUACUACGAGGGAUACCCGCUAUGGAAGUGCUGCUUACCGGUGCGUGUGAUGAAGCUACUCGGCGUCAAAACAUUGAUUGCUACCAAUGCUGCUGGAGGCUUAAACCCUUCAUACAAGAUUGGUGACGUCAUGAUCGUGAAGGACCACAUCAAUAUGAUGGGCUUCGCUGGAAACAACCCUCUGCAUGGACCCAACGAUGAGAGGUUCGGCCCUCGGUUCCCACCAAUGAGCAAAGCCUACAACUACGAAUAUAGAAAUAUUGCCAAGGAGGUAGCCAAAGAGUUGAACAUUGACAACAUAGUGAAAGAGGGUGUGUACACCUGCCUGGGAGGACCCAACUUCGAGACGGUGGCUGAAUUGAACAUGUUGAAGAUGGUCGGAGUCGAUGCUGUCGGCAUGUCCACCGUGCACGAGGUAAUUACAGCGAGACACUGUGAUUUGAACGUGUUCGCUUUGUCUCUGAUCACGAAUGAGUGUGUCACAAGCUACGAGAACAAUGAUGAGGCCAACCACGAGGAGGUGCUGGACGUGGGCCGCAUGCGACAAGACAUCCUACGCCUGUUUGUCAAUAAACUUGUUGAAAGGUUCGCACUCAUUGAGGCGAAGAACCCCUGA
Messenger RNA from Spodoptera littoralis (African cotton leafworm), 996 nucleotides. Lineage: Eukaryota; Metazoa; Arthropoda; Insecta; Lepidoptera; Noctuidae. The record is from the annotation of a GenBank genome assembly.